Molecule: messenger RNA, 678 nt
Organism: Colletotrichum siamense
Lineage: Eukaryota; Fungi; Ascomycota; Sordariomycetes; Glomerellales; Glomerellaceae
Product: putative MFS-type transporter
Exons: 1
Coding region: 1-678 (225 amino acids)
Biological process (GO): transmembrane transport
Molecular function (GO): transmembrane transporter activity
Source: RefSeq, a predicted model, not a curated record
AUGUCGAAACUUCAAGACCCCAAGACAACACGCGACGGCCCCAGCAAGGCUAUGAAGGACGAUAGUCAGGUGAGUGAAGCCCUUCAGAGGGAGAGUGUGGAUGGUCAUGUUCCCACGCCGGCCGUCCCGGCAUCUGGACGAGCAGUCUUGCUUGACCCACGCGGCCUACCUCCGGUCCCGCAACCGAAUUCGGACCCGUUAGAUCCCCUGAACUGGUCAAAAUCCGAAAAGGCACUUAUCUUAUUCAUUGUUUGUUACGCCGGCUUCUUGUCCAUUUACCUGACAACCGCACCGGUGGCAUCACUUCCACUGCUCCAAGAGCAUUUCAACAUCAGUUAUACCAAGGUUAAUUGGUCCUUAGGCGUCCCUGCUCUGGGUCUUGCCAUCGGGAUCUUGCUCUUUGCAGGGUUAUCGGAUAUCUGGGGUCGUCGCACUGCUCUGCUGGGCACUACUCUAAUCGCUCUGGUAGCCACCGGCUGCACAACGACUGCCAAUUUGCCCUAUGGGGCAUAUCUGGUGCUCCGCCUUCUUCAAGGAAUUGGCGCUGGACCAGCGCUUAACGUAGGAUUUGCUAUUGUUCAAGACAUCACGUACGAACACGAGAGAGGGUUUAAGACUGGUCUUUGGAUCUUGUCGAUCGAUAUAGGAGGGAUGAUUGGUGCCUUUCGUGAGUUUUGA